Messenger RNA from Drosophila gunungcola (fruit fly), 1342 nucleotides. RefSeq lists its product as uncharacterized. Lineage: Eukaryota; Metazoa; Arthropoda; Insecta; Diptera; Drosophilidae. The coding region runs from base 197 to 1300 and encodes 367 amino acids. The record is from RefSeq and is a predicted model, not a curated record. The transcript is spliced from 2 exons.
ACUGUCAACUGUUGGUUUAACUCACAUUCCGUUUCUCGUUCAUUCCAUUCCUUUACUCUACACAUAACACAACAAAUAAAUUCUUGAAAAUAUUUCUUGAUAGAAAACACAUAUCUUUCGAGAACUGAAAUUUCUUCACGAAAUUUGCUGCAAAUGGACAAAGAACUACAACAGCUGAUCCCCGAAUGUGAUCUGGAUGGUAUUGGCGGUCGUGAAUUUGAGUCUCCGGUUGUGGAUCACCUGCUCGAACAGCAAUGAAAUGGUAGGCCAUCAAUUGGGCGUCAUGGCCAAUCAUAUGAUUCUCAUGGGAAACAUGUUAUGUAGUCCGCAUAAAUCAGUUAAGUGCCUAAUAACGGCGCCAAAAACUGAACAAAAGGAUGCAUCAACCAGUACUCAAAUGUUUCACGAAAAUACAUCUUUGGUUGUGUUAGGUCGCCUUCAUCAAAAGUUAGAGCAAUCGGAGACCAUGAUCUAUGACCACACUGCCAAUAAGGUAAUACAGAUUUCGGCCCCUAGAAAUUUGCCAAUUUUGAAGACUUCCCAGCUGGUGUUGGAGGAUGCUCCACAAACUCCACCACAGCGAGCUGUUAUCAAAAUUACACCCGUAAAGUUAGCCACCUCGGAGAACGGAUGGGUAGCCAAAUUGGAUCCACCAAGGACUAAAAGUACCCCAUCAAGGGAGUUAGUCACAGAGCCACUGCAGCGCUGCACCACAAGUCCUGAUUUUUUCAGGCUGCACCGCCAACUCUGGCGUAGAGUCCCCAUACAGAAUUCAACUCUGCAGCUUACCUUGGCUGUUAAAAGUGACCCACAGAUUACCAGGACUGAAAGCAAUAGGGCGUCUAAGGGCAAGGGUCCCAGCCUAAUUCCCAAACUGAUUCCCUGUCAGGGGAUCACUGUUCCAAAUGUGCCCAGUUCGCCUAAUUUGGCCAAAACUCGGACUCCUGUACAAAGGCAAGGUAACGGUGAUGUAAAAGUGGCCCCAAAACGCAUGAACUUGACCAAGAAAACUGAGGCCACGCCUGCAAACAGAAAGCCCCCAGCAAAAACCACCAAAUUAAACGAGCCAAAAAGCAUCAGUACUCCAGUGGCUGCCCACAGACGUCCUGGGUGUGUGGAGCCAGACCUCCAGCAACAGAAGAACCUUCUUGAAUCUCUGGUCUUCCGGCAGUCUGUGGAAAAUCAGCGUCUAAAGGCCAAAUUUCGAGAGGAGCAACAGGGACUUAUGGCCCAAAUGCUCGGUGAUCUUAACCAAGCCAUCGAGAUCUCCAAUGGACAGCCCCAGCAAUUGCAGCCAUAAUUGAUCCAAAGACCGCAGAAAAUAUAUCAAAAUUUAAACGUU